This is a messenger RNA of Ectocarpus siliculosus, 486 nucleotides long. The record is from the annotation of a GenBank genome assembly. Lineage: Eukaryota; Phaeophyceae; Ectocarpales; Ectocarpaceae.
AUGAUCAGGCACCUGCUCGGCGAUGAACUGGUGGAGGCCUACGCCGGACCGGAUCAGGGCGUCCAAAAUGUGAAGGCAUCAGAAUGGGAGCCUUUCAUCAGGACCAUGCCUCACUCCGAGUACCCCUCGGCCUCUGCGUGCCUUUGCGAGGGGUUUGCACGGCAAGUCGAGAACUUUCUUGGCAACGACAAGAUCGAGCCUGCUCUUCAGUUCCCCCCGGGUCCUCCACCCGCCGGCUUGAACGCAUCCCUGGAAUUCGCUUCCUGGUCCGAGAUUUCCCAAGUCUGUGGAGACAGUCGCGUCUGGAGUGGCAUGCACUUCGCGGGAGCCGUUCCAGCGGGAGCCGAGCUGUGCGGAGGCGAAGACAUGGCCAAGUCGAUCCACGACUCCUUUGAGCGUCUCAAAGCCGGGGACGAGAGCGCCGCCGUCUUCAAGAGCGACGUUGGCGAGCUGAUGGACGUUGUGUGGAAUUCCUGCAGAUUGUAG